CUACCUCAGGAAGGAAAGCUGUCAUCAACAUUAUGUUCACCGCAGCCCCGUCCUCUGCGUCUCCCAGGUUAUUUCCCUGCCAGCCUGAUUCCUUCCUGCCAAGCAAAUUUCCUCCAUUUGCAUCUUCCAGUUUGUUGAUUUGCAGAGUUCCUUAGACUCUUCUCACUUGGCGCGCGGUCGCUCGUCUGCGUAGGCGGACAAAAAACUCCUGCAAAGCCUCCAAAGAUGCACCUGGAUAGGUGAGAGGAGGCGCCGAUCCAGGGGUGAAAGCGCCCGGGCGUUUUAAAGAGCGCGUCUUUCUCUCGCCGGGAGUCCGCUCCUUUUGCGCAGAUCGCCCUCCGAUGCAAUUAACGCAGGAAGGCGACUUUGUCAAGGGGGACUCAACGCCGACCACCGCCGCUCUCCAGGCCGACGGCCGCGCCGGAUCUCCGGCCAACAUGUGCAGUGAAUGUUACGUGAAUCAGUCAUUCGUGAACGAUGACGGGACCGUGAGCGACCACAAGCCGCGCUCCUCUUCGGCACCGCUCCGGACCAACAGCAACAGAAGCGGCGUCAUCUUGGACAUCUCCAGCCUUAAGAUGGAGCAGGUGGAGAGCGAGGUGCCUCCGCUGCCUCCGCGCUUCCGCUUCAGGGACCUGCUGCUCGGGGAUCAGACCUUCCAGAACGAUGACAGGGUGCAGGUGGAGUUUUAUGUGAAUGAAAACACCUUCAAGGAGCGUCUGAAACUUUUCUUCAUCAAAAACCAAAGAUCAAGCCUCAGGAUUCGGGUGUUCAACUUCUCGCUGAAGCUGCUCACUUGUCUGCUGUACAUCAUCAGAGUGGUGACGGAUAACCCGGGUCAGGGAGCCAGCGCUGCAGGACAGCAAAGUGCUCCCAGUGGCACCAGCAAAUGCGUGGACUGCCAGUGGAACGGAUCUGUGCAGGACAGGGAAAUUAGCUGGGAGUUGAUCUUCUGGGUGGACAGAAAGGUUCCCGUCUGGGCCAUUCAAGUGAUUGUGGCCAUCAUUAGUUUCCUGGAGACUAUGCUGCUUAUGUAUCUGAGCUACAAGGGGAACAUUUGGGAGCAGAUAUUCCAGGUGUCCUUUCUGUUGGAGAUGAUAAACACGGUGCCCUUCAUCAUCACGAUCUUCUGGCCUUCGAUAAGGAACAUCUUCAUUCCUGUGUUUCUCAACUGCUGGCUCGCAAAAUGUGCUCUGGAGAACAUGAUUAAUGACGUCCACAGGGCGAUCCAGCGCACAAACUCAGCCAUGUUCAACCAGGUCCUCAUUCUCAUCUGUACCUUACUCUGCCUGGUCUUCACUGGCACGUGUGGAAUCCAGCACCUGGAGCGAGCGGGCAAGAACCUGUCCCUCUUCAACUCCUUCUACUUCUGCAUCGUCACGUUUUCCACCGUGGGCUUCGGCGACGUGACCCCCCGCAUAUGGCCGUCCCAGCUGCUGGUGGUCAUCAUGAUCUGCGUGGCCCUGGUGGUGCUGCCCCUGCAGUUUGAGGAGCUGAUCUACCUGUGGAUGGAGAGGCAGAAGUCUGGGGGGAACUACAGCCGCCACAGAGCCCAGACGGAGAAGCACGUCGUCUUGUGUGUCAGCGCUUUAAAGAUAGACCUGCUCAUGGAUUUUCUCAAUGAAUUCUACGCCCACCCCAGACUCCAGGAUUACUAUGUGGUGAUCCUGUGCCCAAGUGAAAUGGACCUUCAGGUGCGGCGGGUCCUGCAGAUCCCUCUGUGGUCACAAAGGGUCAUCUAUCUUCAAGGGUCGGUUCUCAAAGACCAGGACCUGCUGCGAGCAAAAAUGGACGAUGCGGAGGCUUGUUUCAUUCUGAGCAGCCGUAACGAGGUGGAUCGCAUGGCAGCGGAUCAUCAGACCAUUCUGAGAGCCUGGGCCGUGAAGGACUUUGCUCCAAACUGUCCUCUUUAUGUCCAGAUCCUCAAACCUGAAAACAAGUUCCACGUUAAAUUUGCAGAUCAUGUUGUGUGUGAGGAGGAGUUUAAAUACGCUAUGCUGGCUCUCAACUGUGUUUGUCCGGCCACCUCCACCUUGGUUACUCUCCUCGUACACACCUCCCGUGGACGAGAAGGACAGCAGUCCCCGGAGCAGUGGCAGCGGAUGUACGGCUGCUGCUCGGGCAACGAGGUCUACCACAUCCGACUGAGCGACAGCAAGUUCUUUGGGGAGUAUAACGGGAAAAGCUUCACCUACGCAUCCUUUCACGCUCACAAGAAGUAUGGCGUGUGUCUGAUCGGCAUCAAGAGGGAGGACAAUAAGAGCAUCCUGCUGAACCCCGGCCCACGCCACAUCAUGGCCGCCGCAGACACCUGCUACUACAUCAACAUCACCAAGGAGGAGAACUCCGCCUUCAUCUUCAAUCAGGAGGAGAAGAAGGGCCGCCCAGCAGGGGGCCUGUACGACGGGCCGUCACAGCUUCCUGUGCACAGCAUCAUCGCUAGCAUGGGUACUGUCGCCAUGGACCUUCAGAACGCGAGCCCUCCCGACGUCCCCGGUGGCAAACUGGUCCCGCCCACGGUGAACGGGACCGGGGGCCGACGGCCGAGCAUCGCUCCCGUGCAGGAGCUCGCGGACUCGUCGUCGAUCCUGCCGUGCGACCUCCUCAGCGACCAGUCGGAAGAUGACUCGGUCUUCACAGACGAGAAGGGCCACUCGUCCACAGAGUAUGUGAAGGGUUACCCCCCCAACUCGCCGUACAUCGGGAGCUCGCCCACUUUGUGCCAUCUGCUGGCUGAGAAGGCCCCGUUCUGCUGCCUACGACUGGACCAGGGCUGCAGACACAACAGCUUUGAGGAUGCCAAGGCUUAUGGGUUCAAGAACAAACUCAUCAUCGUGUCUGCGGAGACCGCGGGGAACGGCCUCUAUAACUUCAUAGUGCCUCUGAGAGCUUAUUACAGACCCAGGAAGGAGCUCAACCCAAUUGUCCUACUGCUGGACAACCCGCCCGAUAAUCACUUCCUGGAGGCCAUUUGCUGCUUCCCUAUGGUCUACUACAUGGCCGGGACCAUAGACAACCUGGACAACCUGCUGCAGUGCGGCAUCAUCUACGCUGAUAAUUUGGUUGUGGUGGAUAAAGAGAGCACCAUGAGCGCCGAGGAGGACUACAUGGCUGACGCCAAAACCAUCGUCAAUGUACAAACUAUGUUCAGGUUGUUUCCCAGUCUCAGCAUCAUCACAGAGCUUACUCAUCCGUCCAACAUGAGAUUCAUGCAGUUCAGGGCAAAGGACUGCUAUUCCCUGGCUCUCUCCAAGCUGGAGAAGAAAGAACGUGACAAAGGCUCCAACUUGGCUUUCAUGUUUCGCCUGCCCUUCGCUGCAGGCAGAGUGUUCAGUAUCAGCAUGCUGGACACCCUGCUCUAUCAGUCUUUUGUGAAGGAUUACAUGAUCCUGAUUGCGAGGCUGCUCCUGGGACUGGACACCACGCCCGGGUCAGGAUACCUCUGUGCCAUGAAAGUGACUGAGGAGGACCUGUGGAUUGGCACUUAUGGCAGACUCUUCCAGAAGCUCUGCUCCUCCAGCGCUGAAAUCCCCAUUGGGAUUUAUCGGACCGAGUCGCACAUUUUCACGACGUCUGAGUCGCAGGUGUCUAUGAGCGUCGACGACUGCGAGGACACCAAGGAGAGGGGGGGCGAGUCUCGCAGCGUGGACCAACCGGAGCACCCCCUGCUGAGGAAGAAGAGCAUGCAGUGGGCGCGGCGCCUGAGCAAGAAGAGCGUCCGGUGGCAGGGCGUGAGCUCCAGCAAGGAGCACGCCCAGCGCAUCGCCCAGCAGCGCCUCAACCUCUACCGCCGCUCCGAGAGGGAGGAGCUGUCCGAGCUGGUCCGCAACCGCAUGAGGCACCUGGGCCUCCCCACGUCAGGAUAUGAAGACCUAACAAAUCUGACGGCCAGUGACGUCAUGAACAGAGUGAACCUGGGCUACCUGCAAGAUGAACAGAAUGAUCAACAAAACACACUGUCGUACGUCCUGAUUAACCCUUCGCCCGACACCAGGCUGGAGCUCAAUGACAUCGUGUACCUGAUUCGCUCCGACCCUCUGGCUCACGUCCCCGACGAGCCUCCCGUCCACAGCAGCAGCCUGAAGGAAAGACACGAGUCCAGCAUAGACACCAGAGAGGACACGCAGCUCUGAGGCCGUGCUGACCUGCACCGCUUCCCGCGGUGUCACACGCUUGAUCAUGGCGUCUGGUCGCGUCCACACAGGGCACCUUGUGCUCCAGUGCCCCAGCACUACAGUCUACCACUGUAUUAUAUGAGUGCCUACUGAUCGGCAGAUGACGCUUGACGUCAUCUGUGACAUUUUCAUUCCCUCGCUACUGUAUGUAAGAAUAGCAACCUCAUCUCUGCGAAGCCUCUCCAGGUAAACGCUCAUGGAGCAGCCUGUUUACAGGUGAAUCCAUCUAACUGAAGGUCCGUCACACAUACAGCGUUGGGUCUGUGUUUCAGAGUUUAUGUUUGAGUUUGAAUUACAGAAUUACCCUUUAAAUUUAGGCAAAAGUUUGAUAUCAUGUCAUAGAUUUUGGGGGCUACAGAGACUUGAGACCCGUCAUUUAUUAACCUCACCCACACAUAUCGUUCACACUUGCCUUUUUCCAUAAAUUCCUUUUCUUUUGAAAACUAACAGCCAUCAACACUAUAACCUAAAUGAAAUACUUUUAUUCAAAGCUUUUGGAGCUAAUUUUUGAUGCUGAAUCAUAUCCGUGGUUAUUUAGUGGCGUAGAGGUCCUAAUUAGUAGGUUAUGUACAAACAAUGGUGAUUACUUUCUUUAUAUGUUUGCUGCAGUAUUUCUUGGGUUGGAUGAAGUUUUUGCACUACAACAGCGUAGUUCGGCCGUUUAAACUGGCCCCGUCUUAUAGUAAGUAUUGUGCCAUUAAAAUUGGACCUAUAUUAGUAAGAAAACCCGAUUUUCCUUGAAGCACUGCUCAGUGACUGAACUUAUUAUUCAGAUUUGUGGCUGACGAGGGUAUGUACUUGUAAAAUUCUAUAUCCUGUAAACAACCAUUUUUGACUGUGACUCUUUGACUUCAUAAAUAUUUAAGUGGU
This is a messenger RNA of Betta splendens (Siamese fighting fish), 5045 nucleotides long. It is a transcript of the gene kcnt1a, whose product is annotated as potassium sodium-activated channel subfamily T member 1a. Gene Ontology annotation, biological process: potassium ion transport. Gene Ontology annotation, cellular component: membrane. The record is from RefSeq and is a predicted model, not a curated record. The transcript is spliced from 31 exons. Gene Ontology annotation, molecular function: intracellular sodium-activated potassium channel activity. The coding region runs from base 342 to 4133 and encodes 1263 amino acids. NCBI's taxonomy places the organism in Eukaryota, Metazoa, Chordata, Actinopteri, Anabantiformes, Osphronemidae.